This is a messenger RNA of Gasterosteus aculeatus aculeatus (three-spined stickleback), 3853 nucleotides long. Lineage: Eukaryota; Metazoa; Chordata; Actinopteri; Perciformes; Gasterosteidae. The record is from RefSeq and is a predicted model, not a curated record.
CGUUUUAUGGGCGUGAACAAAAGGGAUCGCUGCCGCGUGCGCCCUCGCGCUGUGUUUUGCGAUACAGAAUCCUAAUCUUACAUUUCUCGUUUUUUUAAGCGUGUGUUGUUGAUUUCAGCAGAAAUGGAGGCGCUAAACCAGCUUCUGUUGGAGUAUCCUGAAAUAAUGUACAGUGGAGUCGGAGCUACGGCGUCGGUCGCCGUUGCAGCGCUGAUAUACAAAAUUGCCACCCGAAAGAAGCCGUCCCAUGCAGAGGUGAACUGCUGGUUUUGUAACCAGAAUUCUGUGGUGCCCUUUGGGAACAGGAACUGCUGGGACUGUCCCAGUUGCGAUCAGUACAAUGGCUUCCAGGAGAAUGGUGACUACAACAAACCCAUCCCAGCUCAGUACAUGGAACAUCUUAACCACGGAGUAUCCGGCAGCCUUCCCCCGACCACCAACACGCAGCAAAGCGUCACCAGUCAGAUGCUCCUGUGCAGAAAGUGCAUAAAGAACCAGGCGGUGGUGAUAAAGCAGUUGGCCUCGUUUGUCCCACGGGAUGAUGAGAACUACGAUGAGGAAAUCGAGGCGUACAAGCACCACCUGGAGCAGACCUAUAAGCUGUGCAGGCCGUGUCAGACAGUGGUAGAAUACUACAUCAAAUAUCAGAACCGGCAACUGCGCACCGUGCUCCUCAACCAUCCGCUUCGGCGCAGUGGAGAAUCUGACAAGGGCUUCAUAAAGAGCUCCUACUCUGUGUCAUCUCCCUUUGGGGUCAUACUCUUACGGACCCUUGCCUUCCUGAUAUGUACUUUCCUAGUUGCCACAUCUUUGUGCGACUUGCCGUACCAGCCCGCAUCGCUGAGUGCCCCACAGACAUUAAGUGGUGGGGUGACUCCUCCAAAGCCUGAGCCUCACAACGCGUCCAGCCCCAGCAAUGAGAGCGGUGGAGCUGUGCCCGUAUGGCAGGCUCUGCUGGAGCUGCUCCCAGACCAGCUCAUAGGAAAUACAAAGCUGGUUUGGCAGCAUGGAAAGGACAACAGGUUGGCCGUGGUGUCCGUUGGCCUGCUGACUUGUCUCACUGCAAUCAUCUUCGCAGGACCUGUGAGGUUGAGGAGAAUUGAUGCUGUCGCUUCUGUCCUGUGGUUCCUCAUCCUGAGCCUCUACCUGGCUGAGGGCUACUUGACUGACGCCGCGGGCUGGAUGGACACGGCCAAGCUCGCUGCCGCCUCCCUCUGCUGCCUGGUCAGCUGCGCCGCGGCCCUGGCAACGCGCAAACCACUGGGCCCGAGAAGAGCGAGAUAUCGCAGGUCAGAAUCCGAGCAGUGAUGUUCAAAUUACGUUUGAGGUGUGGGAUUCUGUGCUCAUUAGAACCAGUGUUAAACGCAAUCUGUUAUGUAUACGUGUUCCAUAAUCAAACAAGAAACGAGCAGUUUAUAUUUACCGUCCACUUUUUUACUCAUAACCCCCUCUCACACGCACAUAUCUGCCGUGCGGCGGUGUGCGAUUGACUGUGAGGUGAUGAUGUGAAAGUCGAGCUUGAAGCAAAGGAUUGUGUGAGUGGCUUGAUGGGAACAAAACAGCAGAGCAUGUGGCUCAAUCACAUCAAAGCCUCACCUUCAAUGACACGUGCACAAGUCUACAGGUGUUUGCUGGUUGUAAAAUGUUGAAAGGUUGAUAUCGAUUAAGAUGUUAUUAAAACAAAUCCUAAAAGAAUAUUAGGGUGCAAACUGCAAACAAUUGUUAAUCCGUCUGGUUUGAUUUAAUGGUAUUCAUUAUUAUUUUGGGACCUUCAGGAAUAAAAAAGGCUUAAGAGUUAUUGAGAAACCAACACUAAUAGGAUUCUUGUAGUUACUGAUUCUCAAGAAUACUACAGAAUAUGUCUGGGGGGAGAUUUUAUCGCAUGUUCUAGGACUGAUUGCAGUUAUAGAGCCGUUUUUAUAAAGUAGUAUUAGUACCAGUAUUACACUAAAAUGUAUUUUAAAGCAUUUUGAAUAUACUCAUUUAUUUAUUAACACUGGUUUAUUUGUGGCUUGAAUAUAAAGAACUUUCUACAGCUAAUAGCAUGAAGUACUAAUUUGUGGAGACACUGCGGGCCAGGCUGAAGUUUUUAUUUCACAUCCCUCCCUGUUGAACAAACAUUUCCAAUAAGUGUUCCACUGCGAGCCGUUUGAAACCCCUUUUCAUUUGUAACUGAUCUCGUAUGGAAUCUAAACAUCGGUGAUGAAACGACGCAUCAGUUCUUAGAGCAGAACCCAAAGGUUUUUUCUAUUGCAUAGCGUUGUACGUUGUUUCCUAUCCCUUGAGGCUGCUACCUGGGGGGGAAAAGUCCAUUGUUUAAUAAUGUUUUCCCCCCAAAUUUGCCCUUUAGUCCAAAGGCCCUGCUGUGUCCUGCCCUUUUUCUUUUGUUAGUUCCGCCAAGAACUUAAGCAUGGACUUAACCGUCACCCAAUAAUACCCAUUAUACAUUUUUUGCUUUGUAUGCUUUAAUUUUGAUUAUGAGUUGUCACCCUCGGCCAGAAGCUGAGGCUUAAGAUCAGCGCUCACCUGUCGGCUUCCUGGCUCGUCUCCGGCUCUGCAACGGAGUUCGGCCAUCAGAUGGACAACAGUUUAGUCUAGAACUUCAGGCAUGAGGAUCCCAGAAAUGGGCAUUGAUAUAGUUUAUAGUAUAUAUACUAUAUAUAGUUUGACCUGUGAAGGAACUUGAUAAGAUUUGAGUAGCUUCAAGCAAGUCUCAACAGAAAUGUUGGAGAGUCAGCACUUUCCUGUUUGCUUGAAAUAUUAUAUUUCUUCAGCACUUUCAGUAAAACUGAACUUUCUUUCGCCGACAUCUUGACAUAGUUGUGGAUUAAAAUCACUGAUGGACGUGAGAGCGCUGACAUUUCACCUCUUUAUUUUUACUUUUUUGGAACUUAUUGAGUGAAGAGGGAUAUUUAUUUGACACUGAAUUAACUGUAGAAUGUGUUUAUGGAUUGUAUUUGGUAAUAUUGCUGUAACUAUCGCAUGUUUUUCUGUUCUGUGCUUGGAGUUACGUUUUCAAACUCUCACCUUUUUGGUGUAGUUGUUUAAAGGCUUUAAAAUGUUGUAACGAUACUUUGAAAACCAAAGUGCUGCCGAAUGUAAGACACUACGGAUCAUUUGCAGCAGCUGUGGUUUGACUCUUUGCCUAUGAAAAAUCAAUUGCAUAUACUGCAACGCCGUAUUUCGUAGGUGUCUUGAGUUUUAAAUUAGUUGGAUUAUUGAUUAAUCAUGCUGUAGAAGUAAUUAUUAGUAAUUAUUAGGCAAGUCAUUUUGUUCUUUGCCUUUCAUAACUGUGUUCUUUUUUUUUUUGAGGACAAUCUACCAGAUGAACUGUAUAAAUGUGUCUAACUAGCGUCACUACAUUGAAACAUCUCCAUUAAUAAUGUGAUGUAACUGUAGCAUUGUGCCAUUGUUUUACCAGUGAUGGCUCUUUUACAAAUGGAGUUUUGAAUGUUGUGUACUGUACUCUUUCACUAUGCACAUGUAGUUAACAAGAUGUAGUUGUGUGUGUUUUUGAAGGAACACUAAAAUUAACCGAGACGUAAACAAAUUAAAGGUUCUCAUUUCAAAUCAUGAUAUUUUACAAACAACCAUUUUCCCAACCUGAAUAAGCUCCUUAACUAGAUCUCAGUUUGAUCACUGCGUGUUUUCUAUAUUGUGUAUUCGCCGCAAACUACAUCCGUCCAUUCUGGAAGGUUUCCUGCAACAAACAAACUACACAUGAGAAGUACGGCAGUUUGGCUGCUUUUGUGCCUGAACUGUGUUUCUUCCCUUCUAUUAUUGUAAGGCUCCGAUGUGAAGACUGUAGGAAUGCUUGCUUUACAAGGAAUGUAAUAAAAAGCUGUUGAAAGGA